This is a messenger RNA of Fomitopsis serialis, 1654 nucleotides long. RefSeq lists its product as uncharacterized. The transcript has a single exon. Lineage: Eukaryota; Fungi; Basidiomycota; Agaricomycetes; Polyporales; Fomitopsidaceae. The record is from RefSeq and is a predicted model, not a curated record. The annotation marks the transcript as partial.
GUGGGAGACGCGGCUCGAAGAGGCGGGCCUGGGCGCGAAGUAUCCCAAACUCGUCCAGGGGCUUCGGGAAGGCUUCGUUGUGGACCUCCCGAUCAUCACGCGCACGCAAGCACCGCCCAAUCAUCCCUCCACCCUCGCUCAUGACGAUCUCUUCCAGGACAUCGUGCGACACGAGAAGGCCAGCGGCAGGUACGUUGGGCCAUUCUCAGCCGCCGAACUCACAGAUGCACUUGGACCAUUCCAAACAUCCCCCAUCUCUAUCAUACCAAAACCCGCUAAACCGGGGCAUUACCGCCUCAUCCAAAAUUUCUCCUUUCCUCGCUCACCUACCCUUACUCUACCUAAUCCUUCCGUCAAUUCCUUCAUUGAUUCUGACCGAUUUCCGUGUACAUGGGGUACUUUUACCACCAUCUGUCUCCUCAUCUGGCGACUUCCCCCAGGCUCUCAGGCAGCCACUCGCGACAUCAAGGAGGCAUAUCGCACAAUCCCGCUACACCCGAGUCAGUGGCCAGCAGGGGUCGUACGCACAGGCAAGGACGAGUACCAUGCUGACACGUGCCUCGCAUUUGGGGCGCGUCCAUCGGCAGGUGGAUACGGCGUCCUUGCCGACGCUGGUGCGGAUCUCAUCCGCGCAGAGGGCAUGGGUCCGUUGUCGAAAUGGGUGGACGACUACUUCUUGGUACGGAUCUUACGCAUUCAUCUCGACGAGUACAACAGUCGGCGUGCUGGAUGGCACAGGGCGCUCGCACGAGAAAGCCGCAAUCACACUCGAGGCCGACUGUGGCACGGUGGUAAGCUAUUUGAGGAUGGCACCAUUGACCAGUUCGACGAGGACUGCAGCUAUCCCCUUCGCGACCUCGCAUCUCGCUCCCCAAGGUCAGCAGCAGACCAACAAUACUGCUAUAACCUCGCCGACGUGGACAAGCUUUCUGGCUCACUCGGAAUCCCCUGGGAGCCCACCAAAGAUUCCGACUUCAGAGCAGCUCAGGUUUUCACAGGGUUCGAGUGGAAUGUUCAGGCGCUCACCGUCACGCUGCCCGAGAGGAAAAAGGCGAAGUAUCUCACAGCCAUUGGCAAUUGGCGAGAUGCUAAGGGCGGGACACACACACUCGCAGACGUACAAGGAAUCUAUGGAAAAUUGCUCCACACCUCGCUGGUGGUUCCCCGUGGACGAGCAUAUCUCACAGGUCUUGAAGCCAUGCUUCGAAUCUGCGGUGACCGUCCUUUCGUGCCGCAUUCCGCCCCUCGAUCUGUCGCUACUGACCUCAUAUGGUGGACACAGACGCUACAGCAACCUAUCCUCCGACGAGCCAUACCCACCCCAACUCCUCUCGUCGACAUCGCCGCUUUCUCGGACGCCAGCUCCGGCAUCGGCAUCGGCAUUACGGUUGGCGACCACUGGCGUGCAUGGAGGCUCAUACCAGGCUGGAAGACUCUCGACGGAGAGCGCGACAUUGGUUGGGCAGAAGCAGUGGGGUUCGAGCUCCUCGCACGCUGCAUCACAGCUGCGCGAGGCACAAGCAGACAUUUGCGGCUCCAUGGAGACAACAUUGGGGUCGUGGAAGGUUGGCGAAACCGCAGAAGCCGUAAUGCGGCCGUCAACGGCGUCUUCAAACGUCUCCUCGAGCACCUUGACAAGCUCGGAGAUGCGGAG